AUGUCAUCUACUCGAGUUGUCAGUACCUCCGAGGUCAUGUCGCCAUAUGAAGAACGCCGAGCAGAAAGUGAUGAAUGGGCGACACUGAAGUCCGGCGCAGCCGAAGUCCCGAAGGAGGACGUCGCUGGCUUAGAUUCUUCCCACAGCGACUCUUCAUCGAAGGAGGAGGCCAAGACGAAGCCUUUGUGCGAUCACUUCAAACGAGGGAAGUGUCGAUUGGAGAACUCAUGCAGGUUCGCACACAGUUUGAAAGAGCACAGUGAUCCCAGUCUGAUCGCUAAACGGCGUGCUGAGGCUAAAGCCCAGCAAAAGUUGCUCAAGUUGCGCAAGAGGGAGGCGGAGAAGAGCGCCGCUCAGCUGACCUCUGCCGGGGAUACCGACUUGCCAUCGUAUGGUCUGCCUAAGCGAGCAUCGACCGGUUCCUUGCCCUCCAUGGCAGUGCCGCAGUCACCGUGUUACGCUGCCACUCCCGAGUACUAUGUCCGCCCGCAGCAGCAAAACGUGGCGGCGCCUACCGGGCCACUCGUGAGGAGAUCGGCCUCUUGCUCGAUGGUACAAACCCCGACUUUCCACGAGCCUAGAAUGUACCUGGAAGAGGAGCACUACGAGGACUAG
This is a messenger RNA of Perkinsus marinus ATCC 50983, 615 nucleotides long. RefSeq lists its product as hypothetical. The transcript is spliced from 6 exons. The record is from RefSeq and is a predicted model, not a curated record. Gene Ontology annotation, molecular function: metal ion binding. Bases 1 to 615 code for a protein of 204 amino acids. Lineage: Eukaryota; Perkinsozoa; Perkinsida; Perkinsidae.